Aphanomyces astaci is the source of this 1202-nucleotide messenger RNA. RefSeq lists its product as hypothetical. The annotation marks the transcript as partial. The transcript has 7 exons. Gene Ontology annotation, molecular function: metal ion binding. Lineage: Eukaryota; Oomycota; Saprolegniomycetes; Saprolegniales; Verrucalvaceae. The record is from RefSeq and is a predicted model, not a curated record.
CAUGUACACAAGCGAUUCAUUUGGCUUUCGGUCCGUGUGUGCGUUAUUGUACCCUGCCCACAUUGAAGACGCCGCGUUGUUGCAAGUGAUGCAUACUGCCGACCGAAGCCACUUCUUUGGCGUCAAGUUUGUCGCCCUCAACGCGCCCUCCGUGACGGACGAAAUCGCAUCGACCAAGGAGUUUUUGUAUGCUGAAUACAGUGGAAUGUGCGUGGAUGCUCAUGGCGUGUCGACGUAUUUUGUGCUCACGUGCCCGCUGUCAGUGACACAAGGCCUACGAGCGAACGCUGGUUGCGUCAAAUUGUAUCGCCAGAAGUCGCCGUUUGUCGUUGAUGUAACCACGCAAGCCAUCGUGUUGCAAAAGCAACCCCGCGGGCGGGGAAACCGAGGGUCGGUGGGACUGGCAGUUCAGUAUGCUCAAUCGCAAGGCCACUUGAUGUACUGGAAACCCCUGAACGUCCUCAUUCCCCGGGGACUGGCGAAAGACUUGUUGUCGCUUCCGCAUGAAGCCACGCUACCAGAAUCCCGUCAGUUGACCACGGGCUCCUUUGCCGAAGCAUGGGGACACAGCCAGAAGUGCGUCACGUGUCAAAAGUCAUUUUAUUUGUUGCGCCCGAAACACCAUUGCCGACAUUGUGGAUGGAGCAUGUGUGGGAACUGCAAAACCGCCCUGCCCUGCGUGGAUCGUGCUCGCGACGACGGUGUGUCUGUGUCGACUGAAAAGUUCUGCAAGUCGUGCUUGGUGCAAGCUCGUUUGGCGGCGCAUCGUGAAACGCAGCCGCCGAUUCUUCCGUCGCGUAGUGCGUUGAAGCAAAUUGACUUGGACGCGUUUGAAGCGAUUCAAUUGUACGACCCCCCCCACGAGCAGCGAAUCACGGAAGAGAAUCUCGACAUAUUCGAAGCCUCGACCAACCAACUGGUCAAGUUCAACGACACACCACGCAGACCGAAAAUGCAACCCAAUGUGCUCCACCCACUUCGAGGCACGGUACUGUUUGAGUCGCCCUCGCAACAGUACCCCCGCGGCAGUUCGAUGAUACGACUGUACGAUUUGUCUGCGACCCCCCCAAGCAACCAAAUGGACUUGUUGGCGGAUUACGAGCAGGUCGACAGACAUUCCCCACCCCGAUCGUCGUUGUCUACCCGUCCGUCGUACCAGCGUUAUUAGGGUUAAAUUGUAGAAUCUUCAUGUUAUACUGGAG